Messenger RNA from Syngnathus typhle (broad-nosed pipefish), 1338 nucleotides. RefSeq names its product tumor protein D54-like. The coding region runs from base 194 to 742 and encodes 182 amino acids. Gene Ontology annotation, cellular component: cytoplasm. The transcript has 9 exons. The record is from RefSeq and is a predicted model, not a curated record. NCBI's taxonomy places the organism in Eukaryota, Metazoa, Chordata, Actinopteri, Syngnathiformes, Syngnathidae.
UACCCCUUCAUCAUCAUCGACUUUUUUCUAACUUUUGACUCAUUUAUAUGACGUCAGUGUGCGUGUCGCGCAUGUGGGUGUGUUAAAUCUAUUGCCAUUAAUACCUUAAGUGUUCCCGUGCGUGUGCGCGUGUUGCGCAUGUCACUUGAGCUGAUUGAAUGUAAACAGUCACAGUCGAGCCUCUUCCGAAGCCAUGAGCCGACCGGGUUUUGGCGAGACUUCAUCCCCGAGUUUCUUCUCCAGCAUGCCAGGGGAUGGAUGUCCCCCUGCACAGUUAAGCGACGAGGACAAGGACAAUUUAAGGUUCGAACUUGCCAAGAUGGAGGAGGAAAUUCAGACUCUCAGGCAGGUGCUACUGACCAAAGAAAGGUUUGCUGCAGAUAUCAGGAGGCAGCUGGGUAUGGGCCCUCUCACUAGCUUCAAGGAGAGCCUGUCCAAAGGCUGGCAGGACGUGCAGACCUCCUCCCCAUAUCUCUCAGCUUCUGCAGUUCUGGAUGACAUCAACAACUCCAACGUAUGCGUGAGGACCAAGGAAGGUCUCACUCAUGCAGGUCAUGUGACCUCUUCUGCAUUGUCCAACGUGGGCGUGGUUCUCACCAGAAGGCUGGCGGCGAUGAGAGCUCUGCCCCUUCCAAGCCCACCACGCACGUUGAGCCACACCAUGAGUGUGCCAUCUAUGAGACACUCCUCUACAUUCAAGUCUUUUGAGGAAAUGGUCGACGGUGUGAAGAGGAGAAGAUGACCUUGACAAAGAAUGGCCAAGCUGGCUUUGAAAGGAGAACCCCCCCCCCUCCACCCGUGCUUCUGCACAUGAAAUCUUUCAAAUUGUUUUGUCUGUUUGUGAAACAGCAAAGCGCAAACAUAUGAAAAGAGUUUCUGCUCAAUGCUUCAAUCCAUUCUGUAAAUCUGACUUUGUUUACGACACUAUCCCCAAAAAAUUGAAUAUUUAUAACGGUUUUUUGUACUUAAAUAUUUUUCAAUUAAAGUCAAAUGUGUUACAAAUAGUGAAUAAAAUGAAGUCCAAAAGUGUGUUUGAUUCAUUCCAAGCCUGAUUUGCUCAAUCCAAAAUAUGUCGUGGGUGUUAUUUUAUUUCUUACUGUAGUAUUCGGUAUUGUAUUGCUUUUAUUAACACAACCAUCCAUCCAUCCAUCCAUCCAUCCAUCCAUUUUCGUGCAUAUACUCAUUGUACUGACUAUCUGAAUAUUGUAUUUUAUUCUUCUGUAUUGUUAUGUUACGUGUUACAUCUUGUGUAUCUUAAAUAGAUUGCACAGACUUUUGGUGGUCAACCUUGUUUUUAAAUGUGGCUUUUGUCAAAUAAAUAAAUGGGGAACAUUACAA